Messenger RNA from Wickerhamiella sorbophila, 429 nucleotides. RefSeq lists its product as hypothetical. The transcript has a single exon. The record is from RefSeq and is a predicted model, not a curated record. NCBI's taxonomy places the organism in Eukaryota, Fungi, Ascomycota, Dipodascomycetes, Dipodascales, Trichomonascaceae. The coding region runs from base 1 to 429 and encodes 142 amino acids.
AUGAAUCGCGACAACAUUUUUGUGAUAAUGCAGGACACUGCCGACAACGGCCAGACAACCAUAUACCCAGAGGUGCACUACAUCUACUCCGAUGACAAUUUUGUGCCCGCCAUGGACGUCGUCGAGCAGCAGUGGGGGGAUGUGUCCGUGCUGGUCGACUUUGACGAGUCCGGGCGGGAAAUAGUGUCGUCGCAGUCGCUUUCUCCGGGGUGGCAAGUCCUGGAAACUCGAAUUGAGUCGCAGGCGUUGGACCGUGACCAGCCGUCGCGCCUGCUUAGUAUCACAGGCACAAAAUCCCGAGUGCCUACGGAUAUCCCUGAUUUGGACGGCAGCGUGCAGUCCCAGGUCGCCCGGGCCAUGCAGUUAGUCGAGAAUUUAGAGUCCCGGAACCGUGAAAUCAGAAAGCUGCUCGACACGCGUACCGAAUAA